Cyprinodon tularosa is the source of this 957-nucleotide messenger RNA. Its product is annotated as dual specificity protein phosphatase 13-like. Gene Ontology annotation, molecular function: protein tyrosine/serine/threonine phosphatase activity; MAP kinase phosphatase activity. NCBI's taxonomy places the organism in Eukaryota, Metazoa, Chordata, Actinopteri, Cyprinodontiformes, Cyprinodontidae. The record is from RefSeq and is a predicted model, not a curated record. The coding region runs from base 151 to 708 and encodes 185 amino acids. The transcript is spliced from 3 exons. Gene Ontology annotation, biological process: negative regulation of MAPK cascade; protein dephosphorylation. Gene Ontology annotation, cellular component: cytoplasm.
CUACACGCUAGGUUAAACCCCAAAUUGGGUAACUGUCCAGCGACAGCACCUGCUGGAACGGAUCAUCCAGAGCUGGAGAAAGACUGGGACUGCCUUGAAAAGCAAACAUUUUGGCCAGCAAUCCAGCCAGGACUGGACUUUGAACUUAAAAUGCCAAAGGUGAAAGACAAGGCAAAGGAAUAUCCAACCGUGAAGGACCUGCAGAAUGUUUUGGACUCUUGUAAGCUACACCUCGGCCAAAUCAAUGAAGUAUGGCCGAACAUAUACAUAGGAAAUUUGGCAGUAGCCCAAAACAAGGCUGUCCUGCUGAAUUUAGGCAUAACUCAUGUGUUAAACGCAGCUCACUCCAAGCAAGGCAGCCUAGGGAACCAGAGCUUUUAUGGCAAGGACUUUGUGUAUUUUGGCAUUCCAGCAGAUGACUCGACCUACUUUGAUCUGGACGUUUACUUCCAGCCUGGAGCAGAUUUCAUUCAUAAAGCUCUGAAGUCACCUGGUGGAAAGGUUUUGGUGCAUUGCAUUAUGGGAAUGAGCCGUUCGUCGACUUUGGUACUGGCCUACCUCAUGAUCUACCAUCAGCUCCCCCUCAAACAAGCCCUACAGAAAGUUAUCAAGAAGAGAGCAAUCUACCCAAACAGGAAUUUCCUGGCUUUGCUGCUGGAUCUGGAUCUUCAGCUGACGAGGAAAAAGAAAACCUGUCAGAUCCUGUAGAACUAUUCCGCUUUGCAGGUUCACAGCAAGACGUAAGGCAGUCUGUUGAUCCAGCUGUCUGGACAGUGGCAUUUCUGUAGAAAGAUGUUUUGGCUUAGCUGGCUGGGAUAUUUAGAUUGAUACUGAUAUUAUACUGGAAUCUUAAACCUAAAAUGGUAAUCAGGGUACUUAUCUACGUCUACAAUAACUCCACCUUUCAGAUGCCUCCCGCUUAAAAAAAAAAAUAAAGAAAGAAAAAGAACACCAAAA